AUGGCCGCCAGGCCUGAAGGCGGGACUCCAACCGCCGCCCCGCUCCUGGGAGCACGCCUAGCCAGGCUUCAGCCCCUCACAGCGGCGCGGCGCAACGUCCGGAUCCCAACGCCCCCCGCUCCGUCCAAUCAGAAGGCGGCAGUCGUGACCUUUCCCCCCGGAAGUUGUUCCGCGCGCAGGCGUGGUGGCGGUGCGGAGGAAAGGCGGCCGUUGCUGGCUGGUGUUGUGGGGUUGGCCGCGCUCGCGCCGAGGAUGGCGGUGUCGGUGGAGCAGGCGAAGCUGGAGGACGAGUUUAGCGAGCCGGAGCUCUUUGAAAUCCUUCUCCCGGUCACCGUGUUUGUGUUGAGCGAUGAGGAGUUCCUGCAGGCCCAGGAGCAGGUGGCGAUGGUUCCAGAGCUGAGGGAGGAGCAGCAGGAGGCUGCUGGGAGUUGCUGUGUGUCGGAAAGCUGCCUGAGGCCAUCAAGUGGUAGUAAGGGUUUAAAUAUUUGGGAGGAACUGAAUGGGACCAUAAAUCAGAACGGCAGUGUGGAGUGCUCUGAAGAAGAACGGAUCCCUGAGAGCGUGUGUAACAAUUCAGAGUUAUCUAUAAGCAGUGGGAUAAGCAAGGAUGCACAAAGUCACAGCGCUGCUUUGCUGACGUCGCCAUGUCAAACUGAGCUGGCAAAGAUAAGUGAAGUGAAUGGCAGGAAAGUGUGUAAUGAUAAUGAUGCCAUUCCAAAGAUUCCUCUCCUCUCUGCUGCUGACAGUGAGGGUAGAGAUGAGACCACCGACAGCUGUGGCCAGCUGGUGUUACCAGAAACAUGCAGAGAUGAAGAACUUGCCUGUGUUCUGGGUGUUCUUUGUGAUGAAAGCCAAGAGAAGCAACCUCAAGUACACGAGGAGAUUGGGACAGCCCUUGAAGUGGAAGAUACUACAGAAAGCACAGGGAAGAGUACUUGCCUUUUAGACAAAGUAGAUAGCAGAAUGUCUCCUGAGGAAUGGCAUUGCAGCACACUUCAAUGCUUUGACAGGAAUUCUGGUGUAAACCUAUUCCAUGAAAACAUGGUGUUGUUCUGUUCAAUUCAGAGCUUUGAGAGAAAAAGCACAGCGGAAAGAAAGAGACUCCAAGUAGAACUUCUCUUAAAACAAUGAUGCCGAUUCUUUGAGGAAUGGAAAUAAUGAAGCUAACAGCAAAACAAAGAAGGGAAGCAAAUCUGAGGAUGAAACUCUGAGUUGUGUUUUGCAGCAUGGUUUGAAAGAAGAACCAG
Messenger RNA from Tympanuchus pallidicinctus (lesser prairie-chicken), 1247 nucleotides. RefSeq lists its product as uncharacterized. NCBI's taxonomy places the organism in Eukaryota, Metazoa, Chordata, Aves, Galliformes, Phasianidae. The record is from RefSeq and is a predicted model, not a curated record. The transcript is spliced from 4 exons. The coding region runs from base 1 to 1131 and encodes 376 amino acids.